UUAUUAAAAUAGAUCUUACACUAAUGAAUGAAUGUAUUGUUGUUCGUCACUUUCUGGGCAUCAAACAGUCAAAGCUGUUGAAUUAAGAGAGAGUAAAAAAUGUCAAACUGGACCUUUCUCCGCCACAGCCGUAGCUGUCAUUCGCGGUUUAAAACGCAGCGUUUUCAAAACAACGAACGUCUAGCAUCGUCGUUCUCCACUUCCGGCGAGGGCCGAGCUGCGAAUGAGAUUCCAGUCCAAGCAGCACCGCCCCCAGUCCGGGUCGAGCUCACCGAGUCAUCCGGGCGAGGAGUGUUCGCGAUUAGGAAAAUUGGCGCCGGAGAGCUCUUACACACAGCCAAACCCCUCGUGUCUUACCCCUCUCUCUCUACCAUCCAAAGGGUCUGUUAUUUCUGUCUCAGAAAGCUUAAAAAUACUGCCAAUGAUCAAUCUCAAAGUGUUGCUUUUUGUAGCGAGAACUGCGAAAAUCAAGCUAAGGUCGUCAUAUUUCGUCACAAAAUGAACUUAUUUCAAACUUUGCUUUAUUUUCAGGCUUUCCUUGGUGUCGAGGUCAAAGCAGAUUGGGUAGCCUUUAAUGACUAUUGCCGGUCUCUUGGUUUAAAAUAUCCACUCCUAGUAAAGCGGUUUGCAUGUAUGGUCAUAUCAGGAGCCGCAUCUGCUAACCUUCUUGACAUACUUCAGCCUGCUAUCUUAUCUCCUCGGAUGACUUCAGAGAUGGAAGAAGGUUUUGGCCUGCUGAAGAGUGCCUUCAAAGUGGCAAAUUUUCCUGAUGAAAAGAUGGCAUUUUUGACCAAGCAAUGGUACACUGGAAUUCUUGCACGGAUUCGAAUUAAUGCAUUUCGUAUUGAGUGUGCUGGAGGACUUAAUGAAGAUCUUCUCCAAUCAGCUGCAGCCUCUGUAGAAACUGAAGCUGCUGUCGGAAAUGCCGUUUAUAUGCUUCCCUCAUUCUAUAAUCACGACUGUGAUCCAAACGCCCACAUCUUAUGGAUAGAGAAUGUAGAUGCAAAAUUGAUGGCUCUGCGUGAUGUGGAGGAAGGUGAAGAACUUCGGAUAUGCUACAUAGAUACUAGUAUGGAUCGCGGUGCUCGUCAAACUUUCCUGUCCCAAGGGUUUGGUUUUCAUUGCACUUGUCUAAGGUGUAUGUCUGGUGAUUAAAAUAUGUAUUUCAGAGACUUAUAUUCAUGGGUAUGCGAGUAGGGAUGAGGCUUUUAUUGGCUUUUGACUUAAUUAUAUUUGGAGUGCUUUUUAGGCACAAGAUAAUAAACAGAGAUCUACGAGCUCCUUUUGGGAUCCUGGCUUUCAAUAUGUUGAGAGAUUUAAUGAUUUCCUCAAGUUGAGUAUCA
Messenger RNA from Humulus lupulus (European hop), 1343 nucleotides. Its product is annotated as histone-lysine N-methyltransferase ATXR4. The transcript is spliced from 7 exons. Gene Ontology annotation, molecular function: protein binding. Bases 100 to 1155 code for a protein of 351 amino acids. Gene Ontology annotation, cellular component: nucleus. NCBI's taxonomy places the organism in Eukaryota, Viridiplantae, Streptophyta, Magnoliopsida, Rosales, Cannabaceae. The record is from RefSeq and is a predicted model, not a curated record.